AUGAGGGUCCAGGUCGCGUGGGCGGUCUCACUCGCCACCACCACGCUGAUCAGCGCCGCCGCCACUACACCCACAGCCGACGCUGCACCACCCGUGCUAUUGGUCCCGCUACACCAACAGCAGCAGCAGCAGCAGCAGAACCCCCUCGUGGACCCCUCGGUCCGCGCCCACCAGAGACCACCACCGCUGCACAGCGCCGAUCAGGACCAGGACCACCGCUGGAUGGCACCCGUCGUCGUCGAGGCCGGCGCGCAGGGCGGUAGGAGCAUGGGCGCCGUCGUGCUCGUCGUCGUGGGUGCCGCGGGCGUCUUCGCCAUGGGCCUGGUCUAA
Clonostachys solani is the source of this 330-nucleotide messenger RNA. The record is from the annotation of a GenBank genome assembly. Lineage: Eukaryota; Fungi; Ascomycota; Sordariomycetes; Hypocreales; Bionectriaceae.